GCCGUCACGGCGUCGCGCCGGCCGCGGCCGAACCCGGAAGAGGCCGAGCCCGCGCGUCCGGCCGGCCCGCACCCGGCCCGCACCCGACACCGUCGGAGCGCGCCCGGCCGAGCGGGCCGUGGCCGCGGGGGCCGCCGCCGCAGGUGGUGGUGGCGCGCCGCGAGGCGGGCGCAUGGCACGCGGCUGGGCGGGCGGGCUGUGCCGGCGUCCGCGGCUGGAAUGGUGCUGGCGGCGGCGGUCGGUGCCUGCGUGCUGAAGCCCGAGACGAGCCACCAUGGAGACGCCGCCGCUGCCUCCCGCAUGCACAAAACAGGGUCAUCAAAAGCCUCUCGAUUCAAAAGAUGAUAAUCCUGAAAAACACUGCCCUGUGACAGUGAACCCGUGGCAUAUGAAGAAAGCUUUUAAAGUCAUGAAUGAAUUAAGAAGUCAGAACUUGCUGUGCGAUGUGACCAUUGUGGCAGAGGACACGGAGAUCUCCGCGCACAGAGUGGUGCUGGCCGCCUGCAGCCCUUACUUCCACGCCAUGUUUACAGGUGAGAUGAGUGAGAGCCGAGCAAAGAGAGUCCGCAUCAAAGAGGUGGAUGGCUGGACGCUGAGGAUGCUAAUUGAUUAUGUUUACACUGCAGAAAUUCAGGUCACAGAAGAAAAUGUCCAGGUGCUUCUCCCGGCAGCUGGCCUGUUGCAGUUACAGGACGUGAAGAAGACCUGCUGUGAGUUUUUAGAAUCCCAGCUUCACCCUGUCAACUGCUUGGGAAUCCGAGCUUUUGCGGAUAUGCAUGCGUGCACAGACCUCUUGAACAAGGCCAACACCUACGCAGAGCAGCAUUUUGCUGAUGUCGUGCUAAGUGAAGAGUUUCUCAAUCUUGGCAUUGAGCAGGUGUGCAGCUUGAUCUCAAGUGACAAACUCACCAUUGCCUCGGAGGAGAAGGUGUUUGAAGCAGUAAUAGCGUGGGUGAACCAUGAUAAGGAUGUGAGGCAAGAGUUCAUGGCUCGGCUGAUGGAACAUGUGCGCCUACCUUUGCUUCCCCGGGAGUACCUGGUUCAGAGGGUGGAAGAGGAGGCGCUGGUCAAGAACAGCAGUGCGUGCAAAGAUUACCUCAUUGAGGCGAUGAAGUACCACCUGCUGCCCAGCGAGCAGCGCGUGCUGAUGAAGAGCGUGCGGACGCGCCUGAGGACGCCCAUGAACCUUCCCAAACUGAUGGUGGUGGUUGGGGGCCAAGCACCAAAGGCUAUCCGAAGCGUGGAAUGCUACGACUUCAAGGAGGAGAGGUGGCACCAAGUCGCAGAAUUACCUUCCAGGCGGUGCAGGGCAGGGAUGGUCUACAUGGCUGGGCUGGUUUUCGCUGUCGGCGGCUUCAAUGGCUCGCUCAGAGUCCGCACUGUGGAUUCCUACGACCCCGUGAAGGACCAGUGGACCAGCGUGGCUAACAUGCGAGACCGCAGAAGCACCCUGGGGGCCGCCGUGCUGAACGGCCUGCUCUACGCCGUGGGCGGCUUUGAUGGGAGCACAGGCUUGUCGUCCGUGGAAGCGUAUAACAUCAAAUCCAACGAGUGGUUCCACGUGGCUCCGAUGAACACCAGGAGGAGCAGUGUGGGUGUGGGUGUUGUUGGAGGCUUGCUCUAUGCAGUCGGGGGUUAUGACGGAGCCUCCAGGCAGUGUCUCAGCACCGUGGAGAGCUACAACGCCACAACCAAUGAGUGGACCUACAUAGCGGAGAUGAGUACGCGGCGCAGUGGAGCCGGAGUUGGUGUGUUGAACAACUUACUGUAUGCCGUGGGAGGCCAUGAUGGCCCUUUAGUACGAAAAAGUGUUGAAGUCUAUGACCCCACCACCAAUACCUGGAGACAAGUUGCAGAUAUGAACAUGUGUCGAAGAAAUGCAGGCGUUUGUGCAGUAAAUGGCCUGUUAUAUGUCGUCGGUGGAGAUGAUGGCUCCUGUAACCUGGCAUCAGUGGAGUACUAUAACCCAACUACCGACAAGUGGACGGUUGUGUCUUCUUGUAUGAGCACGGGGAGGAGCUACGCAGGAGUCACAGUUAUUGAUAAGCCACUAUGAAGGGCGUCCUGAGCAGUCACCCGUGAAGAAGAGGCUUCCACAAGCAUUUCUGCAGUGACUGGGCACCUAGCACUUCUCCACUUGUAGCUGCACUUUAAGUCUCAGCAGAAGACAAGCUCUCUGCCUUUCUAGGCCUCGGUUCCUGAAGAUUAUUUUCGGUCGAAGCACUGUGUGGGCUCUUCCCGCACUGAGCAGCAGCUGGCUGGAUUUCAGCGAGAACCCUGGGCUGCCGGCGUCCCUCUGGAGUUCCCAGACACCGGCUUUCCUAAACACCACUGCUUUUCAUCCGGGAGUGACCAGGGAUUAUUCUGUGAGGAGGAGAAAGUAAUAUGUGCUCUUGUAAAGUUAAAUUUAAUCUUUAUUCCUUAUCUUGAAAAUCUGUGUACCCGGGAACUGAAAAUCUCUGAGCAGGUAUUAAAAUCCGCGUAAGUAUACAAGCUAGUGGAGGGAUGACACUGUUUGCUUUUAUAAAAUAUCUUUGAUUACAUGAAUAUAAUAAAUUGUGUGCAUAUAAAUGUGUGUCUAUAUGCUUUCCUUUAAAUAUGUUUGAAAAGAUGUUUGAAACUUGAUUAUACUAUUUAUAAUUGGCACAGUACUUUGAAUUAUGCCAGUACUACAUUGUAAAACAGAGUUGUAUUUUUUGAUAUUUAACAAUGCUUAACACUUUAAAAUGCCACUUCUGAGGAACGAACAUGGUGUGACACACUUGAAUAUGUGUGAUGCCAAACUUUUUUAAAUAAAAGAUAAAUGAUGCCUAUUUAUUAUUUUCUUUAGUUUAAUAUUGGUCAUGUUUUGGUGUGUAUUUUUCAUUUUUUUUGUUAAAGUAACACUUUGGCAUGAACAUUACUGCAGGUUUUUGAUGAAUAUAAUGAAUGUCUGCAAUUCAACUGAAUUUGCAUGGUCUUACGACAUUUUUCUGUGUGUAUAAAUUUAGCUGCUGUUAACAGAAGAAAGGACUUCCUGUAAGUAGCCAUUGUGCAUCGGUCAGAUUCAACUUUUCUGAGCUCUUCAACUAGUCUCACUUUAAAAAAAACGACCAAAACAUGUCUUUCUUGAAUUAUCUUUGAAUAAAAGUUUGUAUAUUAUUUGUUUCACAA
Molecule: messenger RNA, 3153 nt
Organism: Ochotona princeps (American pika)
Lineage: Eukaryota; Metazoa; Chordata; Mammalia; Lagomorpha; Ochotonidae
Gene: KLHL2
Product: kelch like family member 2
Exons: 15
Coding region: 275-2056 (593 amino acids)
Molecular function (GO): protein binding
Source: RefSeq, a predicted model, not a curated record